Molecule: messenger RNA, 1987 nt
Organism: Brassica napus (rape)
Lineage: Eukaryota; Viridiplantae; Streptophyta; Magnoliopsida; Brassicales; Brassicaceae
Product: pathogenesis-related protein PR-1
Exons: 2
Coding region: 375-1004 (209 amino acids)
Cellular component (GO): extracellular region
Source: RefSeq, a predicted model, not a curated record
AUGGGCCCUAAAGCAUAGGCUCAUAUCCGUGUUAGGUGACCAGGAUAAUUGUGACUUAGUUUCGCGCAGCAGGUAGAUCGAACUUGAAACGUGUUGGCGUCUCAGUUCCGUCUCCUUACCACUCGACCACAAUCACCCGAUCAAAAAACAUCUACAACUAUCCUUUACCGAGCGAAACUUAAGUGGUAAUAAGUGGUAACCAUAAUCGAACAUGGCAGACACUUCUAGUUGACAUCCUCAAACAGCAUUUGUCAUAAUUAAUUUGUCAUAAUUAAUUAUACGCUAAUAUAAACAUAUAAAUAAUCACCCCCUUCAAAUCAUUUUUCUUCCAUCAUCCAAAAGAAAAUUGUUGGAGCCACUCCACAAGAAGAAAGAUGGCGAUCACAACCUCAACCCGAGCCAUAGUUUUCGCUAUUGCCAUUCUCUUGGUCGCCAUCCAAACCGUUCACGCAGACUAUUACCGGCCACGACUACCUACACUUAUGAGCCCUCCGCCUUACGGCGCGGAGCCCAAGCCACUCCCAACUCCCAGCCCCAAACCUAUCCUCUACCAUCCUCCUCCCACCUCCCACUACCAGCCACCCACGGGCUCGUUUGAAGAUCAGUUCCUUGCUCCGCAUAAUUCUGUUCGGACCAGCUUAGGUCUGUCUCCAUUAGUUUGGGACGGCAGGAUCGCGAGCUACGCAACUUGGUGGGCUAACCAGAGGCGGUAUGACUGCUCCCUAACCCACUCAACUGGUCCAUACGGCGAGAACUUGUUUUGGGGAAGUGGCUCAGACUGGACACCAACUUUCGCAGUGGAGUCAUGGACCGUGGAGGCCAAGUCCUACAACCACAUGACCAACUCGUGUGAAGGCGGUAUGUGCGGUCACUACACUCAGAUCGUAUGGCGUGACACCAAACGGAUAGGUUGCGCUCGCGUUGUCUGCGAGAACGGUGCAGGAGUUUUCAUCACUUGCAACUACGACCCACCGGGUAACUACGUUGGAGAGAAUCCUUACUAACUUUGUCUACACUUGGUUUUGUAAUUAAGUCGUUGGUGAAUUCUUAAUCUAUGUGUUUAAAUCUUGGCUUUUAUAUUUCCUUGUGACUUGUGAACUAAGUAUUGCAUGGGUUUUAUGUUGGUGGUGUUACGAGCAGUUUGUUGUUUGUAUUGUACUUUUCAUUUUUGUAAUGGCUGUGUCAACAAAUGAAGAAAAAAAUUAACGGCGUACAGAGACACAGGGACAUUCCAUAGUUCCAUAUUUCCAUUAAAUUUCCUAGAUCAUAUACUACUAAAUACUAGUUAUUGGCCUAUGUAAAUCAUCCCAAUAUAGAACGUGUCACUCAUUCUCGAAUCCUCAUUCUCGGAUAAAUUGUCUGUAGCUAGGGUAAUAAACCAAACGAAGAUAACUAACUAUGUAUUGAUUUCAAAUAAAGAGUAUUUGUUUAUUAUAUUAGCUACAGACAUAUUUUUUAUGAAUACUUAUCACUUUAUUUUUUAUUAGUUCAAAAAUCCGUAUAAUAAAUUAUUAUUCAUAUUCUCAAAAUGUUUAAAUCAAACAACAAAUUAUUUUGAUAUGACAAAGUUUUUCAUCAAAAUAUAUAUCCUUAGUAUUGUUCUGAAAUAUUAAAAAUAUCAGAUUUUAGAAAUAUUUUAGAAAAUAUCUUUUUACAAAUUUUUUUUUAUUGAUUAGUAUUUAAUUAGAAAUAUCCUUAAUUAAAUACUUCUAAUUAUUUAAUUAGAAGUAAUAAUUAAUUUUACUCAAUAUUUUUACAAAUAUGACUCAAAACUUGAAGUCAAACACAAAACUAACUCAUGUUUUUUUGGAACUUUGACUUGCCUAUUUCACCUCUAAAGUUCAGAUUAUUCACGAAAAUACCAUCACUUUUAUGCAGAUUUUACUCUAUCGCCCUCAUCUUCCUCAAGUAUUCACAAUAUUGUCAUUGCCAUCAAUACACCAAUCACCAUGAACAACCAAUUUGAAGCUCUUAAUGCACCUAAAAA